ACCGCGUCUGUCCAUAAACAAUGUUAGAGGUUAUGUUUAUGACAGUUAACCUCGUCAAACGAUAUUUUAUUAAUAGCAGACAGUUAAUACAUUUGGCAAAAUAGCUGAAAAUAUGAAAUCUCAAACUGAAUAUAAGCUGAAAAGUCCGCCGGAAGACGCAAUUUCAUCUGUGAAAUUUGGCCCCAAUACCAACCAGUUCCUCCUUGUCAGUUCUUGGGAUGGCACCGUGCGGCUAUACGAUGUUAUCACAAAUAAUUUGAGACACAAAUACGCCCACGAUGCACCAGUUUUGGAUUGCUGUUUUACAGACGCCGUCCACUCGUACAGCGGCGGCCUGGACAACACCCUAAAAUCCUUCGACUUCAAUACCACCACCGAAAACACCGUCGGCGGUCACGCAAAUGCCAUCAAAUGCGUGGAAUAUUGCAGCGAAGUGAACGGCAUUUUGACCGGAAGUUGGGACCAUCACAUCAAACUGUGGGACCCUCGAACGCCCCUCUGCAGCGGCAGUUACAACCAAGGCGAGAAAAUCUACACAAUAAGCGUCUGCGGCGAGAAACUCGUCGUCGGAACAGCCGGUCGCAAAAUCCUCGUCUGGGACAUCCGAAAUAUGUCAUACACUUUACAAAAACGCGAAUCGAAUUUGAAAUAUCAGACACGGGCGAUUAGGUGUUUCCCCAACAAACAGGGUUUUGUAUUGAGUAGCAUCGAGGGGAGGGUCGCUGUUGAAUAUCUAGACACCAAUCCGGAGAUUCAAAAGAAAAAAUACGCAUUUAAGUGUCACAGGAUCAAGGAGGAUGGGAUGGAAAAAAUAUAUCCCGUCAAUGCGAUUAGUUUUCAUCCGACACAUAAUACCUUUGCAACGGGGGGCUCCGAUGGUUAUGUCAAUAUUUGGGACGGUUUUAACAAGAAACGGUUGUGUCAGUUCCACCAGUAUCAUACGUCAAUCACGUCGCUUAGUUUUAGUCAUAAUGGUUCUGUGUUGGCGAUUGCUUGUUCAUACUUUUUGGAAGAAGACAACCCCCCGAAUCCUCUUCCUGAAGACGCCAUCUACAUAAGAGCCGUCACAGACCAAGAAACUAAACCUAAAUAUAGCAACAAUUCGUGAUCUGUUUUGGAGUAUUAAUAAAUUUACAGUUAAGUUCCA
This is a messenger RNA of Tribolium madens (black flour beetle), 1147 nucleotides long. It is a transcript of the gene Bub3, whose product is annotated as mitotic checkpoint protein BUB3. NCBI's taxonomy places the organism in Eukaryota, Metazoa, Arthropoda, Insecta, Coleoptera, Tenebrionidae. The transcript is spliced from 4 exons. Gene Ontology annotation, cellular component: kinetochore; bub1-bub3 complex; mitotic checkpoint complex. Bases 113 to 1108 code for a protein of 331 amino acids. Gene Ontology annotation, biological process: mitotic spindle assembly checkpoint signaling. Gene Ontology annotation, molecular function: ubiquitin binding. The record is from RefSeq and is a predicted model, not a curated record.